Molecule: messenger RNA, 4443 nt
Organism: Hordeum vulgare subsp. vulgare (domesticated barley)
Lineage: Eukaryota; Viridiplantae; Streptophyta; Magnoliopsida; Poales; Poaceae
Product: putative disease resistance protein RGA3
Exons: 1
Coding region: 50-4435 (1461 amino acids)
Biological process (GO): defense response to other organism
Molecular function (GO): ADP binding
Source: RefSeq, a predicted model, not a curated record
CGCUAGGAGAGGCGGCCGGCGGAGUGUCUGUCUGCAGAGAGAGGGAGAGAUGGAGGUGGCUGUCGGCUCGGCGGCCUCGCUCCUGGGCAAGGUGUGGACGACGCUGUCCGAUGGCCUGGUGGCGGCGUACGUGGACAGCCUCCAGCUCGGCCAAAACUCGGAGGAGAUCAGGGAUAAGCUGCUGCACACGCAGGGCCUGCUGCACAACGCCCAGUUGGUGAGCGACGUCCGCCACAACCCUGGCCUGCAUCGCUUGCUGGAGAAGCUGAGCAGGGACGCCGACCAGGCCGAGGACCUGCUGGAUGAGCUCCACUACUUCCAGAUCCAUGACAGGCUCCACGCCACCAACCACGCCACCACCCAAACCAGUACUGCUCUCCACGCCGGUACUGCUCUUGGCCACACCCUAACCAGCUUGCUCCACUGCUUUUCUUGCUCCUCCUCUACACCCAAGGUCAAGAGCGAUGCUGCUGCUGCUGCCGGUGGUGCACCACGCCGCGUCACAAACACCCUAGGCACCUUACUCCACUGCUUAUCUUGCUCCUCCUGUACACCCAAGAUCAAGAGGAAUGGUGGUGGUGCUGCUGCUGCUGUUGCCGGCGUCGGUGGUGGUGAUGCUGUUGCCGGCAUCACCACCAACUCCAACUCUGCUACUGUUGAUGACAAUGUUGAUACGCUGCUGCAUUUUGACAGAGUGUCCAUGUCCAGACAAAUCAAGUCCGUGUUACAGGCCAUGCAGUCCCACUGUGAUUCCGUCUCCAAUUUGCUCGGCACCAUCCCAACCAACAGCACCCCAGUCGUCCUACGACGGCCUCAGACUGUUUCCAUGAUUAUACAAGAUACAUUGCAUGGCAGGAGAGACACUUUUGAGGAAGCUGUCGACCGGAUCACUGAUACCAUUGGGGCUGCCACCAAGACUGUUUCUGUUCUUCCUAUAGUUGGUCCAGGGGGUAUUGGAAAGACAACUUUCCUCCAACAUCUGUAUAACGAUGCAAGGACUCAAGAGCAUUUCCAUGUCAAAGUCUGGGUAUGCGUAUCCACUGAUUUCGAUGUGCUUAAGCUAACCAGGGAGAUCAUUGGCUGCAUACCUGCAACUGGAGGAGCAGGAAGCAGCAGCGUUGCAAAUGAAACAACCAAUCUAGACCAGCUUCAGAGAUCCAUAGCAGAACGUCUCAAGUCCAAGAGGUUUCUGAUUGUCUUGGAUGAUAUAUGGAAAUGCGACGGUGAGGAUCAGUGGAAAACCCUGCUAGCUCCCUUCACAAAGGGGGAAGCCAAAGGAAGCAUGCUACUUGUCACAACUCGAUUCCCAAAGGUAGCAGACAUGGUGAAAACACUUGAUCCACUAGAGCUGCGAGGUUUGGAGUCUAAUGCUUUCUUCACGUUCUUUGAAGCAUGUAUAUUUGGUGGAGACGACAAGCCUGAGCAUUACGAAUAUGAUUUAGCUGGUAUUGCACGGAAAAUUGCAGACAAGCUAAAGGGUUCCCCCCUCGCAGCCAAAACAGUUGGUAAGCUAUUGCACAAGGACCUUUCUCGGGAACAUUGGAAUGGGGUUCUUGGAAAUCAUCAGUGGCUAGAGCAGCAAAAAGAUGAUGAUAUCAUGCCAUCCUUAAAGAUUAGCUACGAUUUCCUCCCUUUUGAUCUGAAGAAAUCAUUUUCCUAUUGUGGCCUUUUCCCUGAAGAUCAUGAGUUUACUUCUUCAGAAAUAAAUCAUUUCUGGGUUUCAACGGGCAUCAUAGACUCUAAGCACCAAGCCAAUAGGGAUUACUUGGAAGAACUAGUGGACAAUGGUUUUUUUAUGAAGAAGAAAUCCAAUUAUUGGGAUAAUAUAUACAACCAAAUGAAGGAAUUUGAUUGCUAUGUAAUGCAUGAUUUGAUGCAUGAGCUAUCUAGGAGUGUUUCUGCACAAGAAUGCCUCAAUAUAAGUGGCUUAGAUUUCAGAGCUGAUGCCACCCCACAAUCUGUUCGGCACUUGUCUAUCAACAUAGAAGACAGAUAUGAUGCAAAUUUUGAGCAAGAAAUGUGUAAACUAAGGGAGAGGAUAUACAUUGCUAAUCUGCGGACUUUGAUGAUUUUUAGAGAAUAUGAAGAAGAAAGAAUCACCAAGCUUUUGAAAGAUACCUUCAAGGAAAUAAAUAGUCUGCGUGUCCUAUUUAUAGUGGUGAAGUCUGCAGAAUCUUUUCCGUAUAGGUUCUCAAAACUUAUCCACCUCCAGUACCUCAAAAUUACUUCAUCAUUCUACAGUGACAGGGAAAUGAGGUUACCUGGUACACUAUCAAGAUUUUAUCACUUGAAAUUCUUGGACCUAGAUGGUUGGCGUGGGGGUUCUGAUUUGCCUGAAGACUUUAGCCACCUUGAGAAUUUACUUGAUUUCCGUGCUGAAAGUGAACUCCACUCCAAUAUUCGCAAUGUCGGAAAGAUGAAGCAUCUGCAGGAGCUAAAAAAAUUCCAUGUUAAGCAGGAGAGCAUGGGAUUUGAACUGUCAGAACUUGGGGCAUUGACAGAGCUUGAAAGAAAACUCAUCAUACGUGGUCUUGAACACGUGGCGACCAUGGAGGAAGCUACCGCAGCCAAACUGAUGUUGAAAAGGAGUCUGAAGGAGUUGGGAUUACACUGGGACAACUCUAAUCGACCAACUACAGAUGCUGAUAUUGUUGAUGCCCUUCGACCACACCCUAAUCUUAGAGCACUUACAAUUGCAAAUCAUGGUGGUACGAUUGGUCCUAGUUGGUUGUGUCUUGACAUCUGGUUAAAAAGUUUAGAAACUCUCAUUUUAGAAGGCAUAUCUUGGAGCAUCCUUCCGCCCUUUGGGACGCUGCCAAAUCUCAAGGGACUCACAUUGAAGAAAAUUUCUGGAAUGCAUCAGUUUGGGCUUGGAUGUGGUGGCGCUCCAGGCGAAUGUUUUAUGCGGUUGAAGGAAGUUGAGUUUUAUGAGAUGCCGGAACUAGCUGAAUGGGUUGUGGAACCUAAUUGUUAUUCCUUCCCAAGUCUUGAAAUGAUCAUAUGCAUCGAUUGUCCCAGACUCUGUGUGAUGCCCUUGUCGGAGGUAUCGUGCACCAAUUUGCGCAGACUUGAAGUUUCUGGGUGCCCCAAGAUGUGUCUGCUUUCCAUGCCUCACACCUCCACACUGACAGACUUGGUUGUUAAAACAGGUGGAAGAGCUGAUCCAGAAACGUUGUUGUCUUAUGAUGGAAAGAAAUUGGUUGUUAGAGGGUAUGGCGGUGCUUUGGCCUACCACAAUGUGGAUAAAGUAGAAGAAAUGGAUAUUGAUAAUGUAUCGCACAUAUCAUUGACACACAUUGAAAAGUUUAAAUCCCUAACAGAGCUAAGUGUCGGAAGAUGCGACGGUUUGUUCCCUGAAGAGCUGGAUGGCAGUUUUGUCUUGCGUUCAGUUAAGAGUCUCAAAUUAGAUAUAUCUCAUCUUAGCAGCAGCAGCAGCAAAUCAUCAUCUUCAAAAGUAUUAAACUGUUUCCCAGCUGUUUCUGUGUUGGAGAUAGUUGGAUAUGGAAACCAUGACUAUGAGGAAUGUGUAAUGCAGCUCCCAUCAUCCAGUUCACUGCAGGAACUUACCUUCUCAAAGUGUAGGGGGCUGGUUCUUGUGCCUGUGGAGAAGGAGGCUAAUAUUGGAGGAGGAAUUCAGGAGGGAAACUCAUUGCUCCAAUCAUUAACAAUAUCUGACUGUCACAAAUUGUUCAGUCGGUGGCCCUCCUUGGGCACGGGAGAAUCAGCAGAUACCAUUAUUUACCCUUUCCCUGCUUCCCUGAGGGAACUUGAUGUUUGGGACGAGCCAAGCAUGAAGUCAAUGGGUCUGCUCUCAAACCUCACGUCCCUCACCAGGCUAAGGCUAGGUAGGUGCAGUAAUUUAACAGUGGACGGAUUCAAUCCUCUCAUCGCAGUCAACCUCACAGAGCUACAAGUGUGUCAGUGCAACACCUUAGCAGCAGAUAUGCUCUCAGAGGUGGCCUCUCACUCUCACUCUCACUCUCACUCUCACUCUCAGAGGGCCGAAUUAUUGCCCGCUGAAAGUUACAUGUCUAGAUUGGAGGUACUCAGCGUGGAUGGCAUCUAUGGAUUGCUUGUUGCUCCUAUUUGCAACUUCCUCGCCCCGGCGCUCCGCACACUUGAAUUCGAUUCUGACAGGAGGACGGAAAGCUUGACGGAAGAGCAAGAGAAAGCGCUGCAGCUCCUCACCUCCCUCCAGAAUCUAGGUUUUAUAUAUUGCGCGGUUCUUGGGUCCCUUCCUCAAGGGUUACAUCGCCUUUCUUCUCUGGAGGAGUUACGUGUGGUUCACUGUCCAAACAUCCGAUCGAUGCCCAAGGAGGGCCUCCCGCUUUCGCUGAGAAAAUUCCAAGUGCUGAAUGUUGGCAGCGCUGAGAUGAAGGAGCAAAUUGAGAAAAUCAAAAGAACCAGCCCAGAUUUAUCCGUCGAUUAUUACUAAUAACUAUA